Messenger RNA from Peromyscus leucopus (white-footed mouse), 930 nucleotides. RefSeq names its product olfactory receptor 4C5-like. Gene Ontology annotation, molecular function: olfactory receptor activity; G protein-coupled receptor activity. Lineage: Eukaryota; Metazoa; Chordata; Mammalia; Rodentia; Cricetidae. Gene Ontology annotation, biological process: G protein-coupled receptor signaling pathway. Gene Ontology annotation, cellular component: membrane. The record is from RefSeq and is a predicted model, not a curated record.
AUGAAGCAAAUGAACAAUGUGACAGAAUUCAUUCUACUUGGCCUGACACAGAACCCGGAUGUGCAGAAACUCUUGUUUGUCAUAUUCACACUUAUCUACUCUCUUACCCUCCUUGGCAAUCUACUCAUUAUUGUAACUGUCAUCUCUAGUCCAGCUGGAUCCCCCAUGUAUUUUUUCCUGUCCUUCCUAUCUUUUGUAGAUGGCUGCUGCUCUUCCACCAUGACCCCAAAAAUGAUAUUUGACUUACUUGCUGAAAAGAAAUCCAUUUCUUUCUAUGGUUGCAUGACUCAGAUCUUUGCAGAACAUUUCUUUGGUGGAGUUGAGAUCAUGCUGCUCACAGCCAUGGCCUAUGACCGCUAUGUAGCCAUCUGCAAGCCCCUACACUACAUGAUCACAAUGAACAGGAGAGUGUGUGGCUUCCUGGUUUCCAUGGCCUGGGCUGGGGGAUUUCUCCAUGCUCUAAUUCAAAUUCUUUUUAUGAUCUGGUUGCCCUUCUGCGGCCCAAAUAUCAUUGACCAUUUCAUCUGUGACCUUUUCCCUCUCUUAAAACUCUCCUGCACUGACAACCAUGUCUUCGGACUCUUUGUGGCUGCCAACAGUGGGUUAAUGUGUAUGCUAAUCUUUUCUAUUCUUCUCACUUCCUAUGUCCUCAUCCUUUGCUCUCUAAAAACUCAUAGCACUGAAGAACAGAGAAAGGCUCUCUCCACCUGUGCCUCCCAUAUUACAGUAGUCAUCCUAUUCUUUGUACCCUGCAUAUUCGUUUACCUUCGGCCCAUGGUCAUCUUCCCCAUUGACAAAGCUGUGGCUGUGUUCUACACUGUGAUAACACCCAUGUUAAACCCUUUAAUCUACACCCUCAGGAACACAGAGGUGAAAACUGCCAUGAGGAAACUCUGGAACCAACGAAAAGCUAGAGAAAGAUUCCCAUGA